GCAUUCUGACGUUUCCUUUCGCAAUCGCGACUGAUAAACAUAAAACACGCAACCUUAUCACCAUAAUUACGGUCACCCAUCCUACAACAGUUGAAAGUUAUUAAUAGCCACCUCAGACCGGUUUUUUAACACAGCAGAGUCAUCUAAAGACCAAUCCCUGCACUCAAAAGCAGCUGUGAUGCGUUAUUUUUAUCGAUAAACUAAAACACAAAUGGCCCGACAACAGAACACCCCCGGCGUCGGCGUCGAGUACGAAAUCUCCGUCCCCGCCUACUUCGCGCUUAACCUCAACAACAACAGUGACGUCAGAGACUUUAAUGUGCGAAGCAACGUAGCGGUGGAAUUCGGGAAUAUGGAUGACGUCAUCGUGGAUAUAGAGAUGGUCAACGGGACAAAACACUACUUCGCCAUCCAGCUGAAGCACAAAGAAAAGAAAAACAAGAAGUUGUUGCCGACGAACUUCGAGGCUAAAGGCAACUUCAGUCUGGAAAAGUAUUGUAAAGCGUUCAAGGACAUCGAAAAGCGGAACAAAAAUUAUCGGUUUAUUUUGUACACCAACAGCGAGUAUAACUCGAGUCGGAAGGAACAGAUGACGAAUUUUCGCAUGUCGAAGGAAGAUAAGUGUGAAGGGAAAGUUUUCUUUGAUACUAGUUCGGGUCGGGAUGGUGUCUAUAGAUUCGAAGUCAAUGACAAUAUUCCAGACGCGGAAGUUACUAAGUCGGACUAUGAACAGUUCUUUCGCCGGUUUACCGUCUACGUUGGUCAGAAAAAUUUCGAAGACCUCGAACAAGAGAUUUUUCGUAUUUUGAAGAAUAAGAGUGCUGGGUUGAAAUAUCUAGAUGUGUUCAGGCGGUGGCACCAGAAUAGAUUUACUAACAAGACCAUUGACAAAGAAACUGUCAAUAUCCACCUAGUUGAUAUUUUUGUGUCCGAGUUUGUGAUCGCCAGCCACAUUUCGAACGACUUGUUUGGACGGAUUGUCAAAGAGUUCGACGUGACGAUAAUCGACGAAAGUGUAGACAAUAUAGAUUCGUUAAAACGUUGUGAAGGCGAUGAUCGAAACGUUGAUGACGAUCUUCAUUUGGCUAAAAAGUACAAAAUUGUUGAUAAGUCAGUCUACGAGUUGGACUGUGGCACGAAAAGAAAAAUCUUGCAGUAUUUCUUCCUGAAGGUCGUACUUAUCAAUUUCAACCAAUCGUCGGAAGACAAUUUAUAUCAAAUGCUGGAACAUUAUCGGUGCAGCGACAAUAGAAUCAAAUUUGUUCUAGUUGGAAGAGGAAUCGACACGGCGAAACUAUCAAACUUCACGAUCUUCCAAAACUUGCAGCAGUUAUCAAAGUUUGAUAAUUUAUACGCAGAAGUUUUAAAGACUUGUCAAUUAAGUAUGCAAGGGAAGGAUCCAAUUACUUUGGAAGAGCUGCUGCGAAUUUGUGACGACGUGGACUUCGUAGGACCAAAAGAAAUACUAUUUAUGUUGACUAGACCUCUGACAAUAGGUGAAGACAAAGAACUUCUUCCUCCGGUCUAUAUCCACAGACGGGUAUCAACCGAAGUACCCAGAUUGAUACACCUAUUAAACCCAUCUAUCGUCAAACGCCACACUCUGGUCAUCGACUUUAACACCCACUUGGACCAAAUCAGGACCCAAUUCGAAGAAAAAGGUAUCACAAUCGUCGACAUUGACGACUACUACAAACUAGAAGCCCCACCUCAAACCCCCGUGAUAAUCUCAGUCCACGACGAACACUCCUUCGAAGAACUCGAUUACAUCCGACGCAAAAACAACACCCACGCUUUGUUGUACCUGAAAAUGGUCAACCCCAAAACCUUCAUUCCUGUGGUCCACAACUCCACCGAACCCUCCCUCUUUGAAAAAAUCUUUAUCGACGAAAACAACAUCCACGAACUUUUCGACAACAAAAUGAACAUCUUGUGCGCACAACCCGGAAUGGGCAAAUCCACGAUGUUCAAACUUCUAAAAAACCAAACCCGUUUGUGGUCGGUGGUAGUCGACUUGAAAGCCCACAACACGUUUCUGAAAACCAAGCGACCUUUGAGUGACGUUCUGGCCCACUUUUUCGUCACCACAGACGCGUUUGUGGCUAAAGUCAAAACUGCCUUCUUCAGAAAGAAGAAAGUGGUUUUCUUUUUUGACGGUCUAGACGAACUUGACGAUCAAUGUGUAGACAACGUCUUGGAUUACAGUGAGGAGAUGGUGGAGUUGGGGUUCCGGGUUUGGGUGUCGUCACGGGAAAACUUGAAACCACGACUUGUGUCCAGGUUUAAGAAGAUGACGAUAGACGUGGUGGAGGUGGGGGAGAAAGAGCAGACGGAGUACAUUCGGGGGCGGCUGCAUUCCCACUACACCGACGACGAAAUUGAAGAAAUGGUCGACAAUAUUUUCGGUAGCACGGAUAUCGUCAACAAUCGUCAGAUUCUGGGGAUUCCGCUGCAGCUGUACAUCAUCACGCAGAUUUUUCUGGAUGAUCGGCAGCAGUACGACGAGAUGACGAAGAACUUUUUUGUGUUGACGAAAAUGUAUAGGUUUUUUUUCGACGGGAGGUACAAGCACGCGACUGACAAGCAGGAGUCCAAGAACCCCCAUUUGGUGAUAGGGGAGCCUGAAGACUACUUCGAGAAGUACGAAAUUUUGGCGUUGCAGUUUCUUCUAGAUGACGAUGUUGUGCAGCGGCUGAACCUUGACACUAGACGAAGUAGGAGGUUUUUGGAUAGAAUCAAAGACAAGAAGGACCCUUUGGGUAUCGUCGUUGGGGUCACCAACGACAAGGCGGUGUUUGAACAUUUCACCUAUGCCGAAUAUUUCGCCUGCGUUUUCUUGUCUUUCAACUUCGACAAGUGCAGACUUUUGCAAGACGAACUGUUUUCAGACCGCUACAAGAACUUGCUUCAGAUGUUCAACGUGAUGUUGGCGGAGGAAAAUCCCCUUCAUCUAGCUGUGAUUUACAAGGACCGCUUUCAAGUACAAGCACACAUAGACGAUGACAAUAUUUAUGACAAAGCGGGUCGAAAUCCUCUUCAUCUCGCCGUCACUCAAUGCUUGAAGUAUCCAGGAUAUUUCAUUCGUACUGAGACCGGGUGGACCACGAUGACAUCAGACAUCAUCAAACACAUCGAAGUCAAUGUGCUCAAUAGACAAUUCUUGAACCACGUGGCCAAAUUCGACCCUCUGACACGCGACAAACUUUUCAACUGGAAUUGUCUUGACUACGCUUUCGAAACCCGUUGCCUUGUCGCCGUCGAGGUGAUCUUGACGAAACACCAAGUUCUAGACGAAGCCAUCGAACAUCUUCAGGUUUACAGAGACGACGGUCUUUUUCCUGGGUUUUGUACGUUUAGUGGGUGUCUAAAUCUGGUGAAGGCGCUUCUGGGUGACAAUCCAGUCAACACUAUGACAAAUUGGCUCCAAAAAACUCUUCUACGUGAUACCAUAGCAUAUUGCUUCUUUCAGAAGAUAGAAAUGGUGCGUUUUUGGCUUGAACGUGGCGUUUCUGUGGAUUUUCUGUGGGAGGGUGAGACGGCUUUACAUCUAGCAACCAGGCAAAAAUUGCUUGAUGUGGUGACUGUUUUGGUGGAGGGGGGAGCAUCUAUGGAUGUUAAGACUGACAAUGGAGACACUGUGUUGCACUCUGUUUUUGCCAUGGGAAUGUCACAGAUUAUGGACACCGUGGCAAAAGGGAUUUGUCAUUAUAAAGACGAAGUCGCUGAAGUUUAUUGUACUUAUAAAUGUAAGAAAAUAGAUCUCGUGAAGCUGUUUGUUGAGAGAGGAGUUGAAGUUAACUCGAGGAAUAAACAAGGUGAAACGGCUCUAGAUCUAGCUGUGGCCAGUGGAGACUCGGAAGUGGUUGACUUCCUACUACAGAAGGGUUCAGAUGGUACUAUUUGUAACAACGAUGGGUUAACGAAAUUGAUGUAGCAUUGUAAAAUUUCAUUAAAUACCCACAUUUUAGUGUUAAGUUUUUUGGUAAUACAGCACCAAAUUCACAAGUUUCUGCG
Messenger RNA from Zophobas morio, 4014 nucleotides. RefSeq lists its product as uncharacterized. The record is from RefSeq and is a predicted model, not a curated record. The transcript has 2 exons. Gene Ontology annotation, molecular function: protein binding. The coding region runs from base 212 to 3934 and encodes 1240 amino acids. NCBI's taxonomy places the organism in Eukaryota, Metazoa, Arthropoda, Insecta, Coleoptera, Tenebrionidae.